Molecule: messenger RNA, 3509 nt
Organism: Misgurnus anguillicaudatus (oriental weatherfish)
Lineage: Eukaryota; Metazoa; Chordata; Actinopteri; Cypriniformes; Cobitidae
Source: RefSeq, a predicted model, not a curated record
GCUAAUGAAAUAUAAAAACAUUAAUUUUUAAAGAUAUACAUUAAUCAGCAUAACAUGUUUAAAAAUUGUAUUUACAACCAUUGAUAAUUAAAUUACGUUAAUAGUAUUGUGACUAUCCAUAAAAAAAUUUCGGUGCCAUGCAUAACUACUGUACAAACACAUUAAUUCAGAUACAGCAUGUGAAAUUUUAAACAAUAGACAAUUGCUAAAUGAAAACCUUCCUGUUUAAAUAAUACACUGUUGUUAAACAUUUAAUUUGCAGCAUUUAAUGUGAAUCUCGGUCUUUACAAAGAAACGUAUGUGUGUACCAGCGUGGCACUGAAGUGUGAAUAAAUGAAAGUAUGUAAAAAGCUGUAUCUUGUUCAAAUUUGUUGGUCUUUCUCCUUGCUUUCAAGGGGCAAUUGAUAUGCGUAUAGCUGUGUAAGUGCAAUAUAUCAUGUGUGUAAUUGUCGCUCUUUCCUUUUUCAGGUCACACAGGGUACAGAUGAUCUUGAGGUGUGAAGAGAGGAAGAGAAGGAACUGAAAAAAAUGUGUUGCGGUUAUAGAAGAGGAUCUUUUUUGCCUUUAUUCUCAUCCAUAUUAUUAUUCGGCAAGGACAAUAAUAACUUUAUCUUUGGAAAUAUGUCCAGUAGUAAUGCAUCAAAGUUAAAAAAGGAAAUACAGGAAGAGCAAUGGAUUUGGGGUCGUCUUUGCUCCCUCGUGGCCUUCAAGCUUUCACAUACAUGAAAAUAGAAACUUUAGUACCCUCAAAGUAGAAAAUAAAAAUUUAGAGAUAAAGAAAAAUUAAUUGUUGAAGAUAACCAGACAGCGCAUUAUGUCGUGGUGUAACCUUCUUACGUUACAAGAAUAACACUAUGAAUCUGACCCCAGAUCAGCCACCGACCCAGCUCUUUAAUCUACCCAGUGCAUUGGACAUUCAAAACAAAAGCAGGCCGGACCUUGCAGCUCGAGCCAUGCUCUUCAACAACACCUUUUUCCUCCAGGAUAAUGCAGCUUUAGAAUGGGAGUUAUUUCUGACCAUUCGAGAGCCUGGCACUAUUAUCUUGACUGUCUUGUACUCAGUUUCCUUUCUUGUAGGUUUCACUGGAAACGUCAUGUCCCUUAAAGUCCUAUUAGGGCAAAAUGGAAGUGUGCGUCUGUCAGGUGCAAGUGCCACGCGCUGCCUGCUGAUAAACUUAGCGGUGUGUGACCUGGCGGUAGUUUGCGUGUGCAUGCCGGUCACCUUGGGCCACCGCAUCUACACGCCAUGGGUGUAUGGAGACUUUUUGUGCCGCGCUGUACCUUUCACGCAGGCCGUGUCUGUUUCCGCCAGCGUCCUGAGCAUCACGGUCAUCAGCAUUAGCCGGUACUAUGCGGUUCACUCUCCGCUACAGUCCCGUGCUUACUUCACCCGUCGACGCAUCCUCGUCUCCGUUGCAGCCGUGUGGCUGAUCUCCUCAGUGAUCUGCAUGCCGGUUGCCAUAGUUACCAGACGUGAUGAUGUAGCUUUGAUUGAAGGGCUGGCUAUCGUUUUGCCAGUCUGUGGAGAGGUGUGGCCUCAGCCACGCUUGCGACAGGUGUACAAUGUCCUGCUCUUCACCGCCCUCUAUUGCCUACCUGUUGCGUUUAAUCUUACCCUAGCCUUCCUCACGUAUCGCCGGUUGCGGACCACUAGUGGAGAGGUUCGGUUUACAGAGCUGGACCCGCGCUCUCAGGUACUUCACGAAGCAAGACUGCAAGGGCGUAGUCAAAUCGCCCGUAUGGUCGCAGCUCUGGUGCUUCUAUUCGCUUUGUCCUGGUUGCCUAUGUACGUGGCUGACAUGUGGCUGGAUCGCGAACUGCUUCAUCCGCCACACUGGCUAUUGCAGGCCAGACCUUUUGCACAGUGGCUGGGACUCACCAAUUCAUCUCUCAACCCUUUUUGCUACUGCUUCAUUGGAGAUCUACACCGUUCAGCCAGGGCUUUGCGUCUACGCCUCAUCGGCCCGUCCCCUGCCUCAGCGCUGGCGCUAGCCUCACUCCCUACAAUCUUCCAGUUACAAAACGAUAAGAAAACACCUGUGGAUGGUGCAAACAAAUCCAACUCCUGUGGGGAGGAUGCUGAGGAUCUGAGUCUGUCAAUGUGGUGGACUCAAUCUAGCGCAUGUGGAUCAAUAGGUUUACCCUAUCACCUUGGAAUGACUGACACAGCUAUUAAACUUGAUACAUAGCACACCUGAUAAGAUUUGUCUGAAAGUGUGGGCCGGAAUUUGUGCUUCUAGGAUGUAAAUUAUUGUGUACACCUAGUAAGGAUUGAGAAAAACUGUUAACUCUAGUGGAUUACUGUAUGUAAUGCUCUUUAGUUUUUAGUCUCAUGUAGGAAUAGGACUGAGGAGGAUUACAUCAGGAGCUCAGAUGUAAACGCCCCUAAACGCUACCUUCGUCAAAAUGAGAUAAUGAUAUUAACCGAAUGCUCUUGGCACAUAUUAUACGUUAAUCAAAUAAUUUUGCUUCAAAUUCACUUAAUCCUGGCCUCAGGCCUUUCAGAAAUAUCGAUUUGUUGGCAGAAUCCUUUAAGAAUCUGAUAAAAAUGCUAAUUUAUAUGUCAGACGCACUUAGAGGGGUUUGCAUCAUGCUUCCUGAGUAUUAAGCUUAACAUCCAUAUUGCUUAAACACAAAGAAAGUUGUUGUAAUAGUUUUAGAUUAGAUUGUUUACAUCUGCUGUAAAUAUACAAAUGGCACAUAAAAUAAUCUUUUCAUUGAAACUUACUAGGGUAUAUGUAAGUAAUCUAUACCAUGAGGGAAUAAAAUGGUCAACUGUAAUGCCAAAUCUGUGCUCGUGUUUUGUUGCAAAACCUUGCCUGGAGCAACCAUACUGAAAAAUCCAGCAUAAGCUGGUAGCUGGUUUUAGCUGGUUUAAGGUGGCAGUAGCUGGUCUAAGCUGGUCCUCCCAGCCUGGCAAAGCUGGUCAAGCUGGUGUGUCAGCUGGUCUUUCACCCCGACCAGCUAAGUCCAGCUAGACCAGCUUAAAAAGUGAUCAAAACACAGCUAGACCAGCUUGCUACACCAGCAUUACCAGCUAAAACCAAGCUGGGAGACCAGCAAAAACCAGCUCACCAGUUUAUGCUGGUCUUAGCUGGAUUUUUCAGUAGGGAACAUCUUCGAAAAAACCUAUUUAAAUGUCAUCCUCCAGUAUGGUUUAAUUAAAAUUAUCUUCAGAGGUAAAACCCAAACACACAUACAGUACACACACUUGACACCUAUGCUUACGCACUUGUGAAGAAACACAUGGUAGAGUCGGCUGCGAACACUCACGACUUCUCACUUCAUUUGCUAAAUGUAGAAACAUCAGCAGCAUCUCGGUACAUCACCCUCUUCUGUUAUUUCACUAAAGUGUGUGCGGUCUGUGAUUCUGCUAAGAUCCUAAACUGUAAAAGUAAAAAGAAAGUAAAACGAAUCUAUUUUCUGAUGUUUUGUGCACUACACUAUCUGAUGUCUGUCAUGAUGUCCUAGCUUUGCAGUCUUUUUGGUGUGGAGUGAAAAUGUUCAAU